AUGGAUGCGAAAACAACCCAGAAGGUUGAUCAGUUUGUAAAAAGCAAAAAUAUGAUAAAAAUAUACGCAAAUCUUGUUACUAAACAUCAUAAGCGUGGUGGUAAAGCUCCACGUAUUAUGAUAUUUUGUGAAAACUUUUUAUAUGUCCUUACAAAAGGAGUUAAAGAAAAACACAAUUAUCCAUGGUAUUUACUUACAGAAAUUCAAGUUGAAGCUGAUACUGUUUUACUAUUAUUUUCUAAUGACACACAAUUCAAAUUCGAAUCACCAGAAGCCAAGCGUGCUGAAGAGCUAAUCGUAUAUCACAUUCAUAGAAUACUUAGCGAGGAAGAGUUUAAAGCAAUUAAAAUACCAAAUGUUCCUUCAUCAUUACCUCCGCACUCAGGAGUUUCAAUGGUGUGGCGUUUAUCAUAUUUCAUUCACACUCUUAUACCAAAUUCAUCAUUAAAUGAUUAUAAUUAUAUCAUUAAAGAUGUAAUUACAAGUUCAAAAACAUUAGAUUUAUCAGAUUUACCACCAUCACAAGAGGCUUACCAAGCAGUAUUAACCGCACUCAAAUUAGAAUAUACAUUCAAAACUAUUACUUUCAGAAAAAUCAAAGAAUUCGAUGUUUUCGAUAUUAUUGCAAAAUAUUACGAUUUCCAAAUUGCUGACAAGCUUUGUUUCAUUGGCAUCCAUACUGGUGAAGGUUUCAAGAACUUUCUCGCUGCUCUGAAAAAAGCAAAGAAGUGUAAUUUAGUUGCAUUAUCUUUUACAGGCAUUGGCUUUACAAACGAUGAAGUUGAUGUUAUCAUGCAUGUUGCUCGUGUCAAGAGCCUUACUUCCCUUAUCUUUGAUCAUUGUUUGACGAAAGAUACUUUUGAUCAUUUCCAAGAAAACAGUGAUCUUCCAAGUUUGCGUUAUUUGUCACUAGAAAAUAACGCUUUCUUCAAUGUAUCAUUUAUUUUGCCUAAACUCAAGAAUCUUUACGCAUUAUCUCUGUGUAAUUGCGGAAAAUCUCUUGGAGACAUCUUUGAAGCCAUUUCUCAGGCAGAUCUCCCUAAUUUAAGAGGUCUUAAUGUAUCUAUGAACUUUGGAACACAGAUAAAUGGUAAGAAAAUCCAAUUUCCUCCAAAACUUUCAAAUUUAAGUGCAGACAAUAUCAAAUGGAAAAUUGAUGAUUUAAUUUCAUUCUUUGGAACAGUAACUAACCAUGCUUCUUCAAUAAGCCUCAAGAGAUUCGUUUGCUCGUUCUCAAACGCUAAACUCGAGCAAAAUGAUUGGCCUAGAUUUAACAAAUUUAUUCAAAACAGAGAAGCAACGAAUUUGCAGAAUUUCAGGUGGGAUGAAAACCCUGUUUCUCCUGAAUUGUUCAUGUUCUUGAAGAACUCAGGUAAUGUCAGAUAUAUAUCAAUGAAUGGAUGCAUUGAUGACAGCAAUUACCAAGAUUUGGUUGAUUUUGUUAAAUCAAAUGAAGAAAUUGAGAAUAUUUUAAUUCGUGGAAACAAAAACAAGCAAAUCACUGAUGUUCUUCCAUUAUGUAACAGUCUCCAGACAGCUCCCAACUUCCUCUUCCUAGAUUAUACAUACAACAAAGUAGAAGACAGACAAUUAAACACUUUACUCACUGCUGUUUCCAGAUGCCCGAAAUUGGAAGGCAUUGCUAUUGACAACACAAAUGUUACAUCAUGUGAAAAGUAUAUCAAUGCAAUACAACCACUCAAAGACUUAGGAAGACCAAUAAGUUUCAGUAUCCCAUUCAAUGACAUUUCAAGAAUGAAUGGUGAUCCAAAAAUCACUGAAUUAAGACAAUUAAUUCAUGAUUUAGGUUGUCCACCAAGAAAAUCAGAAUGGCCAGAUGAUCCAAUUGUUUCUUCAUAUUAUUUCGUUGCUAAUGACUUCUUCCCACCAUAUCUUUCAAGAUCAGCUGUCGAAAUGAUCAGAAGAGAAGAUGAAAAUGAAUCUUCUUCAGAUAAUGAGCAUUCUGAUGAUGAAAGGAAGUCGACUCUUUUGGUUGAUGAAGUCUCUCUUCCAUCUAUUGUUGUUUCAAGAGAAAUUUCUCUUGUUAAUGACAAACCAAGGAAAUCUGGCGGAAGAGUAAAGUCAAGAGGUUUGAGAAAUGGAAGUCUUCAAGAAUUCCCGCUAAAUACUAAUGAAAGUAGUGAAAAAGAACCUCCGAAAUAUGAGAAGCCAAGAAGUCCUAAACGACAACAACAACUUGUAAUAAACAAGCCUAAAGUUAGUUGGGAUUUCCCAUUAAGAUAUGUUCCUGAUAUUGACAACACCGAGUUAUUGCAGCAAACUGAUCAGCAAUAUUCUUUUGUUCAGAUUGUCAAGGAUCUUCAUUGA
This is a messenger RNA of Trichomonas vaginalis G3, 2328 nucleotides long. Its product is annotated as leucine-rich repeat, isoform f-related family. The record is from RefSeq and is a predicted model, not a curated record. Bases 1 to 2328 code for a protein of 775 amino acids. The transcript has a single exon. Lineage: Eukaryota; Parabasalia; Trichomonadida; Trichomonadidae.